UUCACCCCUGACAGUUGACAGAUCAUAUUAUUUUACUGAGCGCACUUCACAUUGCUUGUUUAUUUUUUUCACAGUUGUGUGUCAUUCACCUACUUUUACCGGGUCGAUUUAAACGUGUAUUUUUAAUAUAAAAAUGAGACCGAAAUCUGGCUUGACACGAUUCCAUAAUUGUUACAUUUUACGCAAUAAUAAAAUUGUUAAGGAAGACCUUUGGAUUCGAGAUGGUAAAAUCGAAAAUCCUGAAGAAAUAUUUUACGUCGAACAAUUGGAAGCAGAUGUAACUGUAAAUUGCGAGGACAUGCUCAUUGCUCCUGGGUUCAUUGACAUUCAGAUAAAUGGUGGUUGGGGGAUUGACUUUUCUUAUGACUGUGAAAAUGUUGAACAAGGCAUUUUAAAAGUAGCAAAGAAUCUAUUAAAGCAUGGGGUGACUUCAUUCUGUCCUACAAUGGUGACAUCCGAUGUAGAAAAGUAUCGCAAGAUAUUGCCUAAGAUUAAAAAACGACAAGGAGAUAAGUAUGGUGCGACAGUACUUGGAGUUCAUUUAGAGGGGCCUUUUAUAAGUGUUACUAAAAAGGGAGCUCACAUGGAAGAAUACAUAAGAACACCAGACAAUGGCUUGGAAACAGUUCGGGAGGUGUAUGGAUCAUUAGAUAAUGUCGUGAUAGUCACACUAGCUCCAGAAUUGCCUGGAGCGACUGAAGCUAUCAAAGGUCUUACCAGCAUUGGUAUUAAAGUAGCCCUUGGACAUUCCAUUGCAAGUUUGGCUGAAGGUGAAAAAGCGGUCGAAAGCGGAGCGAACAUAAUCACACACUUGUUUAAUGCAAUGUUACCAUUUCAUCAUCGCGACCCUGGUUUAGUUGGUCUGUUAGCAUCGUUAACCAAAAAACAAGUCUAUUACGGGCUCAUUGCUGAUGGUAUUCAUACUCAUCCAGCGGCACUGAGAAUAGCAUGCAGAACAAAUUCUGAAGGCUUAGUACUUGUAAGUGACGCUGUGCCAGCCCAGGGCUUGCCAGAUGGGCAAUUCCGGAUUGGACCGCAAUUGAUAACUGUGGAGGAUGGCCGCGCUUACGUCACAGGCACCAAAACCCUCUGCGGGAGUACCACGGCGCUCGAUACGUGCAUACUUAAAUUCAAGGAGUCUAUAGAUUGUUCAUUGGAAUACGCAUUAGAGGCAGCGUCGUUACACCCUGCCAAAGCUUUAGGUAUAGAGCAUAUAAAAGGGAAUCUAAAUUUCAGAUGCGAUGCCGAUUUUGUCAUACUUCACCCAAAGACAUUAAAAGUUCAAUCUACUUGGAUAGCUGGAGAAUGCGUUUUCGACAGCAAAAAUGAAUAAUGUGAUUUUACUAAAAUACAAAUACGGUGAUAUAAUUUAAAUUUUGUUAAAGUAUAAAAAAUGUGAUAUAAAAACACGACAAAUUACUUAUUCCAGAGUUAAGUUAUAAUGUUAUUAAAAGUGCACUUAAUUAAUCAUUCCGUUCCCGUAUUCUUCCUUACAUUUAUAUUUAAUAAAGAUUUUAUAUUGUUCUCUCGCUGUAUUACGUAUAUCUAUAAUCUUCUGAAGUAUCUAGACGCACUAUGCAACCGUUUCCCGGUCUCCUUCCUUCUAGAUUGGCGAUAGGAAGAACUUUUCCCGCCCUAUUCUCAUAGGACAUUUUAUAUUUUAAACGGAGCAUAUUAAAUAUGAGUUUAUGUAAUGCAUUUCAUUUGUAUCCAUUUUGACACUGUUUACACCUAACUUGGGAGUCCCAAGUUUCACCACAAGACAAGAUAUUUAUUCAUUAAGAAAUAAAGAUAUUCCUUAAAUAUAAGUAGGUAAGUAUAUAAAGUGAUACUCGUGGCCUAGCCCGUGUGAUUUACUUUUUCCGGAUCAAAAGUCCCAUCGACCUACUUUUACGAUAUGUUAAAUCAGGACAAUACCCUCUAUGUGGCGAAUUUCAUCUAAAACAAACAUCCAAACAUCUUUUAAAAACUUUCGCAUUAAUAUGGGAGGUUCAUUAGCGGAUUAAAAAAGUAACUACUCUGUCUCUUUUGUGAGAUUUCGGAUGGAAAGUUGGAAAUAUACAAACUAUGGAAUUAUUUUGACCCUAUACUAUUUAUAACACUAAAUGAACGAAUUAAAAAAUUAUUGAUGUA
Manduca sexta (tobacco hornworm) is the source of this 2133-nucleotide messenger RNA. RefSeq names its product N-acetylglucosamine-6-phosphate deacetylase. The coding region runs from base 134 to 1333 and encodes 399 amino acids. Gene Ontology annotation, molecular function: N-acetylglucosamine-6-phosphate deacetylase activity. Gene Ontology annotation, biological process: N-acetylglucosamine catabolic process. The transcript is spliced from 6 exons. NCBI's taxonomy places the organism in Eukaryota, Metazoa, Arthropoda, Insecta, Lepidoptera, Sphingidae. The record is from RefSeq and is a predicted model, not a curated record.